Messenger RNA from Hyla sarda, 1857 nucleotides. RefSeq names its product valosin containing protein lysine methyltransferase (gene VCPKMT). The record is from RefSeq and is a predicted model, not a curated record. Gene Ontology annotation, molecular function: protein-lysine N-methyltransferase activity. Gene Ontology annotation, cellular component: cytosol; cytoplasm. The transcript is spliced from 6 exons. Lineage: Eukaryota; Metazoa; Chordata; Amphibia; Anura; Hylidae. Gene Ontology annotation, biological process: peptidyl-lysine methylation. Bases 23 to 691 code for a protein of 222 amino acids.
CUGCGGCUGGAUAGACACGCGCAUGCGCACUGCUCACGCUCCCGCCAUGGCGGAAGAGUCGGGAGUGUUCGUGCGGGAGUUGGAGCGGCGGGACGGUUCGGUGCUGGAGAUCCGGCAGCUGAGCUCCGGGGAUGUGGGCUGUGUGGUGUGGGACGCCGCCAUCGUCCUGUCCAAGUUCUUGGAGCGGCGGGAGAGCGCGGAGCCCGGGCUGUUCCCGGGGAAAUACGUGCUGGAACUGGGCUCGGGCACCGGCAUUGUGGGCAUCAUGGCGGCCACCCUGGGAGCCAACGUCACUGUGACCGAUCUUGAAGAUUUGCAAGAUUUGAUGAAAAAGAACAUCGAAAGCAACUCGGCCCUGAUCACUGGAUUUUGCCAAGCGAAGGUAUUAAAAUGGGGUGAGGACAUUGUGGAUAUCUCCCCGUAUCCUGACUAUAUCCUGAUGGCCGACUGCAUCUACUAUGAAGAGUCCCUAAAGCCAUUACUGAAGACCCUGAGGGACCUGGCAAGUAGCGAGACUUGUAUUUUAUGCUGUUAUGAAGAGCGGACCACCGGGAAGAAUCCCGAAAUAGAACGGAAGUUUUUUGAGCUGCUGAAAAUUGAUUUUGACUAUGAGGAAGUGCCCAUUGAUACACACGAUGAGGAGUACCGGAGCGAGGACAUUCAUAUUCUACAAAUCUACAGGAAAAAAUAACUCUUUAAAAAUGUAAAAAGAAAAAUUGGACCGAAAAGUCAUCAUCGCUUCAUCAGCGUUACUGGAGCCGUAUGCUGUGAUAAGACACUGGUAAAUGUGUGCCGGAUGGCGGAGGGGACAUUGGUAGAGGAUGAGAUUAUGGUUUAGGUGUAUUUUGCAGCCACCUGUAGGUUCUUCCUACCCCUGCACAUCACUGAGGAAGAGACUGUGCCCCUGGGGGGAGGGUUAAAGGAGACAGUCUACACUAGUGAUCUCCAGCCAGAAUUCCCCAGGACACAGCUAUAACACCUUGCACAUUUACAAUAAGGGUACAUUCAGACGAGCGGAUUUACAGUGUAUUUUACGCUGCUGAAGGACCUCUGUAUGGUGUCCUUACAUGUGCCUGCUCGGAGCGGCAAUACGCCACUGCGUGCAGACACACUGAAGCGAUGUGCGAGUCGCUGCACAUGCAUGGUGUACUCGCACAUAUCGCGGCUGCUCCCCCUGCUCAAUGAGCUAGGCCGAGAGCUUCAGCAAUGUGAGAGUAUACUGCGCACACCGAAUCGCACGUCACAGUGUGUCUGCUCGUAGCGGCGUAUUGCUGCUCCAAGCAGGCACAUGUAAAGGCAGCAUAUAAAGAUCCUGCAGCGUAGGAUCCGCAGCGAAAUAUGCGCGGAAAAUCCGCUCGUCUGUACGUACCCUAAAAAGGCAAAAUGGUGCUGAACCAGAACUGUAGAAGCUUUAUCCAUCGGGACAACAAACUUAUUGGAGGCAGGAAUGGAAUUGGGGAUCACACGUCUGCAGUAUGACCGAUCUUCUGCUUUACACACUACUGAAUAACAUUGGGCCUAAAAAGUCGCCUUUCAUCUUACAAGUGCUUCUUCUAGUGAUCUGAAGUCAGGGUCACAUGGUGGAUUUAUACGCAGUCUUGCUUUGCCGCAGUAUGUCAGCUCCUGAUCCUUAGGAUCUGUUGAUAUACAGAGAAAGCUGUAGGGAUCUGUGUAUUCUCUGUGAUCUGUGCCCCAUGUGUAAUGAAUGGUAUGAAGGCAAUAGAAACAUAUAUAUAUAUAUAUAUAUAUUAUAUAUAUAUUUUUUUUUAUUAUAACUCCUUAUAUAGCGCACACAGUCCGCAGCGCCGUACACUCAAACUGGUCCCUGUCCCCAUUGGGGCUCCCAUUCUAAACCAG